Messenger RNA from Brenthis ino (lesser marbled fritillary), 219 nucleotides. Lineage: Eukaryota; Metazoa; Arthropoda; Insecta; Lepidoptera; Nymphalidae. The record is from the annotation of a GenBank genome assembly.
AUGUAUCCUACGAAAGUAAUAUUAGCGAACGGAGCGUCAAUAAAUAUUAGAUACCAUGAGCCUAGAAAAAUUAUUAAAUUACCAUUAGACUUAAUGCUACUAUCUGAGGAAGAAAGAAAACUUAGGCUAGAAAGAAGGAAACCCAAAAGGAAAGUAAAAAUUGCUGAAUCUGUUGAAGAUAACUAUAAUGCAAGAAAAUAUUUAAAAUAUAUAAAGAAA